AUGUUGCGUGCUAACAAUCCUGAGAUGUCCGCUGUACCAGCUAACUUCGCUGGAGCUACCAGUCUCACUGCUUCUACAAGCUUCCCAAUGGUGAGUAAUUUGGAAGAAAGCAGUUCUACUGAAAGGCCUGCCGAACAAGGAAUCUCUGUGAUGCACGCUGAGAAUUUGAACGUGGGCACCUCGUAUGGAGCUCCACCACGUGUCGAUGGGGUGCAUACGGUAUCACGCCCACAAAUGCAUUUUCAUGGAAGCCAACCCGCAACUCCUGUUCACUCCGCAAAUUCUAUUGGUCCUCAAGGGCUACGUCGCCGGGCUGAGUUGCUACGUGAGCAGAGUGAAAUUCUACGUCAGCGGGAAGCUUUACCGAGGGAACAGCACAGCUUCCUAGAUCGCAUAGACGCAAUGGGUUUCGAAGAUGACAUAGAUGAAUACUCAAUGCCUAGAGUCUCAACCGGGAUGAGGGAUCAGGCGCCUCUCCCAUCACAAAUAUUGCAGUUACCUCCAGAAUUUGUAGCGCCCUUUAAUAGAGCCGUUUCAAUCGCAAACUCUGUAAGUAAUAGUGGACCUACGCAGCACAACAAUAUCCCAAAUAGAACAUCAUCUGAUCAACGAGGUGAAAGUAACCUACAAGCACCUAUCCUUCAAUCGUUAUUGGACAGGAUACAGUCGUUAGAGCAACAGUUGCGACAGAACUCGACAUUAUUUCCGGAAUGUCCUCCGCCGCAACCAACGCAUACAACUUUGCCUACAGCUGGACACGCUAACAGCCUGUCUUUUGGAGCCUCAGCUUAUCGCCGGCUAACCAGGGAUCAGGUGGCGUCUCGUAACAGCCUUGCUAAAGAGUUGCCCAAAUAUGAUGGCAAACCCAGCGAGUGGCCGUUGUUUUAUGCUGCUUAUAAUCAAUCGACAGAUGUUUGUGGAUUCUCUGACGAAGAGAAUCUGUUACGACUGCGGCAGGCGUUGGAAGGUCCAGCGCGGAAGGCAGUUAAAAAUCUGCUACUUCACUCCUCAUGCGUGAACCAAAUUAUGGCUACGCUUCAAAUGAGAUUUGGACGACCAGAAUUGAUCAUCAGUGUUUUGCAACGACAAAUUUACGAAUUGCCUCCUCCAUCAGAGAGUCAUCUGGAAUCUAUAGUCGACUUUGCUGUAGAAGUGCAAAACAUCUGUGCAACAAUGUCAGUAUCUGGCCUGAUUAGUCAUUUGAAUAAUCCCGAAUUUGAACAGCGGUUGGUUUCGAAAUUACCUGGGCUUCUACCGGCAUACUGGGGCAUGCAUAAGCGAACCCUGACAGUAUGCAAUCUACAAAACUUCAGCGAUUGGCUAUUCCAGUUAGCUCAAGGGGCCAACUGCGUUAUCGUCCCGAAGGAAUCGGUAAGAGAGCGUAAACGCGGGACAGUUAAUCAUCAUUUUAAUUCGGUAAGAUGUAUCGUUUGCGAUGAAAACUGUGGUGAAGUCUUUAAUUGUACCUCUUUCAAGGAAAUGCCACGAAGUCAAAGGUGGCAAGUAGUUCGAAAAUCGAAACUAUGUCAUCGAUGUUUGAGAAAACAUGCAACGAAUAAAUGUAUUGCCGUUAAACCUUGCAGCGUUAAUGGAUGCACUCACAAUCAUCAUCCGCUACUCCACAACUUAAACCUUAAUCAAGCAGUAGCUGAAAAAUCAUCAAAAAACGUCAACGUGUUAUCCAGAGCGCAGUCUGCCAAUAUAAAUGCGCAUAUUUCAACCGGGAGUUGCACUCUGUUUCGAAUACUUCCAGUAGUUUUACACUCAGGCCAUUGUAGAGUGUCAACAUACGCUUUCAUAGAUGAUGGUUCGUCUCUUACCCUCAUCGAUGAUGAGCUUUUAAAACGACUGAAAGUAAGAGGCACACCGCAACCACUCUGCCUACGUUGGACUGGUGACACACAUCGUUAUGAGAACGAGUCGGUCGUAGCCGACCUAAGCAUAUCAGCUCCAAAUGGGCAUAAGAAAUUUGCUCUUAAGGGUGUUCGCUCCGUCAAGAAGCUUCAUUUGCCUACGCAAUCGCUUAACGCUUUCAAAUUGCAGUCCGAUUUCAAACACUUGGAAGGGUUGCCAUUGCAAUCCUAUUCGAACGCCAUUCCGCAACUGCUUAUUGGCUUAAAUAACGCGACAUUAGGAUCUCCUAUAAAAUCAUUAUAUGGAGCAGAAAAUGAACCAAUUGCAGAAAAAUCUAAACUUGGAUGGACAUUGAAAGGUCUUACGCCUGACCCAUACGUUGAUACCAUACACCAUGUCUACCAUAUUUGUGAUUGCUCGGCAACAGCCGAACUGCUUGAAAUUACCAAAUCGUACAUUUGCCUCGACAACUUGGGUGUGUCAACCAAACCUGUUGUCAUAAUAUCUACGGAGGACGAGGCUGCUUUGGAGCAAUUACAAAACCAUACUAUUCGUAUUGGAAGUCAUUUUGAGACCAGUUUAUUGUGGAAGCAUCCGGACAUCCAGAUACCCGAUAGCCUUCCAAUGGCCUUAUUUCGGGCCCGAUGUCUACGGACAAAAAUGCAACGCGACCACAAACUGGCUGAAACUCUUAACCAAAAGAUUCACGAUUAUAUGCAGAAGGGGUACAUCAGACGUUUAGGGCCAUCGGACGCUGCCGUAAAAAAAUACUGGUAUUUGCCGAUUUUUGCAGUAACCAACCCCAACAAACCAGGAAAGAUUCGAUUAGUCUGGGACGCAGCUGCUAAGGUAAAUGGCAUAUCUCUAAACAGCAUGCUGCUGAAAGGUCCCGAUCUAACCACCCCUUUGCACAAGGUGCUCUUUAAGUUUCGACAAAAGCGAAUUGCAAUCACUGCCGAUAUUGCUGAAAUGUUUCAUCAAGUUCGUGUCCGAAAAAAAGAUCAGAACUUCCAACGCUUUCUUUGGUAUGAACCAAACGCUAAUGAGCCAACUACGUUUGUCAUGACGGUGAUGACCUUUGGGGCUACAUGUUCACCAAGCUGCGCACAAUAUGUCAAAAAUAAGAAUGGUGAAGAAUUCAAACAGGAGUACCCUAAUGCUUCAAAGUGUAUAAUCGAAAAUCACUACGUCGAUGAUAUGUUGGUGAGUGUGGAUACUGAAGAAGAAGCUAUAAGAUUAGCACAAGAUGUUCGGCAUAUUCAUUCGCUAGGGGGCUUUCAUAUAAGAAAUUUUUUGUCCAACUCUAGUCGAGUACUGACUACCCUAAAUGAGCAUCCAUUAGAUGCGCUAUCUCUCGAUCUUAAUAAUGAGCUGCCUACUGAGAAGGUUUUAGGCAUGUGGUGGAUUACAUCCAGCGACCAUUUCGCCUUUCGUGUAUCCGCUAAGUACAGAAAUUCUGACAUAUUUCUAUGUCAACGGCGACCUACUAAACGUGAGGUCUUGAGCCUGGUGAUGACUAUAUACGACCCUCUUGGGCUAAUUGGAUUCUACGUAACAUAUGCCAAAGUCAUCUUACAAGGGAUAUGGAGAGCUGGAUGCGACUGGGAUGUCCCAAUCCCUGAUGACCAAUUUACCAAGUGGCUAAAAUGGAUUAAAUUUAUUCCAAAAAUUGAGAGUUUGAGAAUCCCACGAUGCUACAUGAGAACCACGAUUGACGGAGUUCCUCAAAUUACAUUACAUACAUUUGUUGAUGCAAGCGAAAGCAGUUAUGCGGCAGUGUGUUAUCUUCGAUACUCAUACGGCGAUACAAUUAACUGUACAAUGGUCGCUAGUAAAACAAGAGUAGCCCCACUUAAGUUAGUAUCUAUACCUCGUUUAGAACUGAAAGCAGCUCUCUUAGGAGCUCGCCUCGCCAAACAUGUAAUUGAAUCGCACUCUAUCCACAUUGAUAAACGCGUUUUUUGGUCAGAUUCACGUACGGUAUUAGCUUGGCUACAAUCCGAUCAUCGCCGUUAUAAACAGUUCGUAGCCUUCCGAGUUAGUGAAAUCCUAGAGUUGACUGACGUCAAGGAAUGGCACUGGGUUCCAACUGGAGAAAAUGUUGCUGAUGAAGCUACCAAAUGGAAUGGUGAUCCUGACUUUUCGAACGACAGUCGGUGGUUUAAGGGGCCACCGUUUUUAUACCUCUCGCAUGAAAAGAGGUUUAUGUCUGAUGAAGCACAAUGUGUUUCAACUGAAGAGCUGCGUCCGCAGUUUACCGGCAUUCAUAACUCAACCUUAGAACAGCUUGAAGUAGUACCAGAACCUUCAAGAUUUUCAACUUGGAACCGUUUACUUCGUGGAACCGCUAUGACUAUGUAUUGCUCUCGGAUUUGGUUAAGUGUUAUUCGAGACAAUCAAUUCAUUGGUGAUGCACCAAAUAGUGAAGAUUUUCGUAAAGCGGAGCGCUGUCUUUGGAGAAAAGUCCAGCAUGACAGCUUCAAAGACUCUAUCAAGUCUUUAGAAUCCGGAAAGGUUAUUGACAAAUCUAGUAAUAUUUUCAAACUAUCACCUUAUCUGGAUGACUACGGAGUUUUACGAAUAAACGGUAGAGUUAAGAUACAUGGGCGGCCAGACCAAGUAUUGUUGCCUUCAGAUCAUCACGUUACGCAUUUAAUUAUAAAUUAUUUUCAUAUAAAGUAUCAUCAUGGCAGCUUGGAAACAGUGAUCAACGAAAUAAGGCAAUUCUACUGGAUUAUAAAACUUCGCACACUGGCCAAUAAAAUUCGACGCAAUUGUCAGUAUUGUAAAAACAAAUCAUCUCAACCUCGACCACCUAUGAUGGCCUGUCUACCUCCAGCCCGGACUUCAGCAUUUAGUCGACCGUUUUCCUACGUAGGCGUUGACUACUUCGGCCCACUCCUGGUUACGGUUAAAAGGAGUACAGAGAAAAGAUACGGAGUGUUGUUCACCUGUUUAACAACUAGAGCAGUUCACAUCGAAAUUGCAUACUCGCUAUCAACCGACUCCUGUAUUUUAGCUAUACGUAAUUUCAUGGCCCGCCGAGGGAGUCCUUUAGAAAUAUGGAGUGACAAUGGUACAAACUUCAAAGGUGCUGAAAGGGAGUUGAAAUCAGCAUUUGAACUGUUAGAUAAAAAUCUUCUAACGAAGACGUUUACCUCUGCUGCAACUAAUUGGCGUUUUAUACCACCCGCUUCGCCCCACAUGGGUGGAGCCUGGGAGCGGUUGGUCCGGUCAGUAAAGCAGAUACUGAAACAAAUUCUGACAACUAACCGUCCAAGUGACGAACUACUUCGUGCAGUCUUAAUGGAGGUCGAAAUGACUAUUAACUCUCGUCCAUUAACUUACAUCCCCAUCGACCACGAAGAGGAGGAAGCACUCACGCCUAACCAUUUCCUGCUAGGUAGCUCAAGUGGUGUUAAGCCAAUCGCAGAACCAGUUACUGAGACCACUUUAAUGCGUCGUAACUGGCGAACAUCACAGCAACUAGCCGAUGCAUUCUGGAGACGCUGGAUUUUGGAGUAUCUACCCACCAUAACCAGGCGAACCAAAUGGUUUUCGGAUGUAAAGCCUAUUCAAAUCGGUGAUAUUGGGUACAUCGUUGACCCCAAUAGUCCAAGAAACUGCUGGCCUAAAGGCAGAGUGAUUCAGGUACGAAAAAGUGAUGAUGGAAAAGUCAGAAGCGCUACUCUGAAGACCUCUUGCGGCAUCUUUGAGAGACCAGCUGCCAAAAUAGCCGUUCUAGAUUUGAUGAGUUUGGUACACCCUGAUCAACAGGAUAUACCGGGGGGGAGUGUUACGAACGAUAUGGCAGCAUCAUUAACGUAA
Zeugodacus cucurbitae (melon fly) is the source of this 5682-nucleotide messenger RNA. RefSeq lists its product as uncharacterized. Gene Ontology annotation, biological process: DNA integration. The transcript has a single exon. Bases 1 to 5682 code for a protein of 1893 amino acids. The record is from RefSeq and is a predicted model, not a curated record. Gene Ontology annotation, molecular function: nucleic acid binding. Lineage: Eukaryota; Metazoa; Arthropoda; Insecta; Diptera; Tephritidae.